GCUAUUCCGGCUGGCGGCGACCGCCGCAGGAAGGGCCGGUUCCUGCGCUCCCCCCGCCCCCUUCCCUCGCCUUCUGCUGACGCUGACGUCGGAUGAGGGAGCUGGAGGGACGCUCCGACCGCGGCCAGGAGGCUCCUGGGGGCCGGCGCUCCGAGCUGUCACAUUUUGUACCAAAAUCAUACCUAGCAUCGUGGAAGACGUACAGAGGGCACAUAGGCUUUGGAUCCUAAAAGAACAGGAUUGGAACCCUAGCUGCAACACCUAACUAGCCAUGUGACUUUCAGCAGGCAAGCCAUCAGGAGCCUGCAUUGACGCCCUGGCUCUGAAGCUACUUGGCUUUGUUCUCUCAGACCCGUUAGUCACCUCCCUGGAUCACAGGUUAUAAUAUAACUUAUCCUCUCAUGCUUUUUCCCUGCCCCUUCUCCCCAAAUCAUCAACAGUAGAGAAAGAAGAAGAAGAAAACAUGUCAGGACACAAAUGCAGUUAUCCCUGGGACUUACAGGAUCGAUAUACUCAAGAUAAGUCAGUAGUAAAUAAGAUGCAGCAGAAGUAUUGGGAAACGAAGCAGGCCUUUAUUAAAGCCACAGGGAAGAAGGAAGAUGAGCAUGUCGUUGCCUCUGAUGCAGACCUGGAUGCCAAGCUGGAGCUGUUUCAUUCAAUUCAGAGAACCUGUUUGGACUUGUCUAAAGCAAUCGUACUCUAUCAAAAGAGAAUAUGUUUCUUGUCUCAAGAAGAAAACGAACUGGGAAAAUUUCUCCGAUCCCAAGGCUUCCAAGAUAAAACCAGAGCAGGAAAGAUGAUGCAAGCAACAGGAAAGGCUCUCUGCUUUUCUUCCCAGCAAAGGUUGGCCUUGAGAAAUCCUUUGUGUCGAUUUCACCAAGAAGUGGAGACUUUUCGGCACCGGGCCAUCUCAGACACUUGGCUGACGGUGAAUCGCAUGGAGCAGUGCCGGACUGAAUACAGAGGGGCAUUAUUAUGGAUGAAGGAUGUGUCACAGGAGCUUGAUCCAGACCUCUACAAACAAAUGGAGAAGUUCAGGAAGGUACAAACACAAGUACGCCUUGCCAAAAAAAGCUUUGACAAAUUGAAGAUGGAUGUGUGUCAAAAAGUGGAUCUUCUUGGAGCAAGCCGAUGCAAUCUGUUGUCUCAUAUGCUAGCAACGUACCAGACCACCCUGCUUCAUUUUUGGGAGAAAACUUCUCACACUAUGGCAGCCAUCCACGAGAGCUUCAAAGGUUAUCAACCAUAUGAAUUCACUACAUUAAAGAGCUUACAAGACCCUAUGAAAAAACUGAUCGAGAAAGAAGAAAGGAAGAUCACCCAGCAGGAAAGUGCAGAGGCCACCGUGGAGGAGCCGAGGCAGUUAAUUUCAUUAGAGGAUGAAAACCAGCACAAGGAGUCUCCUAGUUUUAAGACUGAAGAUGGAAAAAGCGUUUUAUCUGCCUUAGACAAAAGCUCUACACAUAAUGCAUGCUCAGAUGAACUAUUAGACAUGAAACCCGAAGAAGGUGCUUGCCUGGGCCCAACGGCAGGGACCCUAGAACCUGAAGGUGCUGACAAGGAUGACCUGCUGCUGUUGAGUGAGAUCUUCAGUGCUUCCUCCUUGGACGAGGGGGAGUUCAGCAAGGAGUGGGCUGCUGUGUUUGGAGACGACCGGCUGAAGGAGCCAGCGCCUGCUGUGGCCCCAGGAGAGCCAGACCCCAGGCCCCAGACAGGCUCAGGAUUCCUUCCUUCACAGCUUUUAGACCAAAACAUGAAAGACUUACAGGCCUCACUACAAGAGCCUGUGAAGGCUGCCUCAGACCUGACUGCCUGGUUCAGCCUCUUUGCCGACCUCGACCCAUUAUCAAAUCCUGAUGCUGUUGGGAAAACCGAUAAAGAACACGAAUUGCUCAAUGCAUGAGUCUGCAGCCUCACGGUGGGAGCCCACGUGCCACUCCUCGGCCACACCCCUGGGGGCACGCAGACGUAUGAAGUGAUCAGUAUGCUGUUUUAAUAUUUACGUGCCAUUUUAAUAAAAUGAGAGGGUCAGAGGCCCUGUUUAUAUUGGUAUAAUUAUUUACUCUUAUUUGGUAUAAAGGGUUUGAGUGUAUUCUCUGUGUGGAUCUGAUAAUACAGGAUUGUCCAGGAGCACUUUCCAGGCUGCCUGCUCUCCUGCCUACAUCUGCAUCAUGGCUGCUGAUGUGUCACUGGGAUACCGUGAGAUCCGAGCUCAAAUCAUAAGCCUGUUCUGUGUUAGGUUUAAAUAAUGAAUCCUGUCGCCUUAGAUGGGCAGCGGGAGGCUAACAGACCUUAAAUGCCUCCUCGUGUACCCCCUGCCUCUGUGGCCCUUAGAGGGGGCUGCAGGAAGAGCCUCCCUUCCCGCCAAGCCACCUUCCAGUGAGCUCUGGGUGAAGCCCCGGCCACCACAGACACUCUUCCCCAGCCCUUGCCAGGUGGGCUGUGUUCUCACGUGGGCAGAGGGCUGGGCUGGAGUCCACUGCACGGACCUUUCUGUGGGAAGCAGCCAUAGCUGCAGAUGCUAGUGUCUCCUUCUGUCUUCUCCGUGGCUGGAAUUCAAAAGCAUGUAUUUCUGGAGUCCCUUGUGAUAUUAACUGUUUGUUUUUUUAAUUAAAUGGCAGAGAUAUUUGACAUGC
Molecule: messenger RNA, 2636 nt
Organism: Leptonychotes weddellii (Weddell seal)
Lineage: Eukaryota; Metazoa; Chordata; Mammalia; Carnivora; Phocidae
Gene: ICA1
Product: islet cell autoantigen 1
Biological process (GO): regulation of transport
Cellular component (GO): Golgi apparatus
Molecular function (GO): protein domain specific binding
Source: RefSeq, a predicted model, not a curated record